AUGUCACAACAGAAGCAGCAGCAAUCUUGGGAGCCUCCCAGUGCUCCCAAAGGCUCCUCUCCUCAGUGCCCACGCCCCUGCCUGGCUCCCUCCUCCGCACCCUGCAGUACUUCCUGUCACUCUGGUUCCCAGACGUCCCACGCUCAGAGUCCAGCCCCCUCUAGGCGGCGGCGCCGCCGGCAGCCCCGCUGCCUCAGUGGCGGCACGGUCUACCCCUGCAAAGAGGAGGAGUGCUGA
Molecule: messenger RNA, 237 nt
Organism: Lepus europaeus (European hare)
Lineage: Eukaryota; Metazoa; Chordata; Mammalia; Lagomorpha; Leporidae
Gene: LCE6A
Product: late cornified envelope 6A
Exons: 1
Coding region: 1-237 (78 amino acids)
Source: RefSeq, a predicted model, not a curated record